AACUCAGGUCGGCGUGGGUUUCGAUGAAUAUUUUUGUAAGCGUGGGUUGAUUGAUAAUUAUUUACAUGGAAUUGAUAGAAUAAAAAGUGCACCAACACCGUCAUAUUAUAAAUAUAAGCCACAACGAAGUAGCCGGCCCAUCUCAGCUUCUCCUAAGCGAAAAGUUGCUGUUACAAGAAAUAAAGUGUUCCUGCCAAAGAUGCCGCAACAGUACAGCCUAAAAUGGAACAACCACCAGCCGAACUUUAUAUCUAUGUUCACGACCUUCCUCAACACCCAAUCCAUGGUCGACGUGACCUUGGCGACCGAUGGCCAACAACUCUCAGCACAUAAGGUGGUUCUGGCCGCCUGUAGUACAUACUUCCAAUCGCUGUUUGUCGAUAACCCGGCGCAGCACCCCAUAGUCAUACUGAAAGACGUCACGUUCGCGGACCUGAGGAUCAUAGUGGACUUCAUGUACUGUGGCGAGGUCAACGUAACGGAGGAGCAGUUACCUAAGGUGCUGGACACCGCUAAGCACCUCAAAAUUAAAGGCUUGACCGAGAUGCCGGAUUCCACGUCCCUCACAAGAUCUUCGGCAAAUAAUGCGGAGUUCCAAAACCAAGGGGACUCGUUAGAUUCACAUCGGCAGUCGCCAGCAGUUUCACCGUCGACCAAGCGCAAAAGGCGCAGACAAAGCUCGAGUGGCUCGGCCUCGAUGAGUAUGCUGGAGGACGUCCGGGCGGACGUUGGCGCGCAGGCCGGCGCCGGAGGCGACACCGUCACGCUCAGCAGCGUGCCACAGCACCGCCGCAGAGAGUACCACGAAAUCCGCACUAUUGAUAACGCUCAGCAGACCACCGAAAACACAGAAAAUGCACCAGUCAACCAAUCGGCACUAAUGGAAAACGCACAAGCCGUUAUGCCUCAAGGAGGUCAGUGGCCAAUGAUGGAGCACCCAUACCCGCGUUACUCCAACGCGUGUCUCAGCACGAUGCAAGAGGAACCCAUUUACAUGAAUAACGUCAUGAACCAGCACAUGCAGGAGAUCAACUUCGGUCAGGGCCUAGAAGUGGCCGGGCCCUCCCCAGGCCCCUCGUGCGCAGAAGUGCAUGCCCCGCCGGACGCUCCCUUGCCGACCCAGAAGCGUAGACGCACCAUCAAACCCCAGUCAGAAGAGAACUUCCAGCGCGCGCUUGAGGCGGUUCGCUACGGAAACAUCGGUUUCUGCAAGGCCGCGCGCUUGUUCGGGGUCAACAACCGAACACUGUGGCUGGAGUAUAAGAAGAGGGGCUAUCCGAACCACCGGCCGAGCAUCAGGAACCGCAUCAAGCGCGAGUGCACCACGCCGCCGCCCGAGCGCAAGGAGCCGGCGCCCGCCGCCCAACAGAUGGCGCUGCUGUGCGCUCCUCCUCAAGGGUUCAUCGAGCAGCCGCAGGCCUUCCCAAUGCAGGGAGUACCCCAGAACUCACCCAUUAACAUUUUAGGCGUAAACUUCAAUGCGCUACAAUAGAACGCGGCUUGCGUGUCAGCUGACGAGUCGUACUCGUUGUGACACGAGUGGCGAGGCGCGGACCCCUCGCCGCCGCUCCUCGCGCCAGUAUACAUGCAUCUAGCCUUGUAAAUAUACAUGUACUUACUUAUUAGUGUCGGCUGUGGUAAAUUAAGUUUCAAUUAAUAUCAACACUUUUGAUGCCAUGAUAGUAAUGACGACAUACGGCCGCUUCCAAUAUUCUAUUUAUUGAUAGAUUUCGUUAUUUCGGGUUAAUUUAACGUUACCGACAGAAUCGCUGUCACUUCUCACCGACCCCUGAAAUACUAUAUACUAGUUGCCACUAUUUUUUUUAAUUUACUUUACUCGAUUUUACUCCUGAACUAUAAAGUCGAAAGUUCUUUACUUAAAAACAACUAUUACAUAAGUAACUUUGUUUUUUUAUAAUUUAAACUUAAAAGUAAUAAAUAUAUUAUUAUUUUUUAAUUCUUUCGAUGGAUUAUUCCAAUACUAGAAUAUUAAUAUGUAUUUUUUGUGAUGUUUUACUUUCCUGACGUGUUUUCCAUAGCCCUCUUGUCUAUCUCUAGAAGUCAGAUUCAAACUUGCUUUUGCGCUCUUACAAUUAUUUUCAACUCUGGUACGUUGCUAUUGUUUCCACAUUUUCCUGAUCGUGAUUUUAACAUAGGAUUAUUAUGUCAUCAUCACUUCAUCGCACACAUACAGUGCGCCUGACUUGUACUGUAUAGGCCUAUAAGUACACUCACUGGUUGGAAGCUCACCGUCGAAGCAAUAAUAGGUAAGUGCUGAUCGGGUUAGGAUGAAACUCGCCCGGCGAAGCUGGGAAGUAUGGAAAGUGGGCCAUGGCUCGAUUUACCUAAGUUAGGUAUUUCUUACGAGAAGUUGCCCACACAUUCGGCUCAGUGUUCCCAGCUGUUUCCUUACCAUGUAAUUUGGGCCAAGGUCCAGGAGCGAGUUUCCCCCUACUAACCUCAAAAUUAAUUAGGAAAAGGCUGAGCAAGGCAUAUGCAAAGAUUUAGUUAUAAGUACCGAGUGGCAGGUUUCCAAUUUUGUUCAUAACUACCUCUAUUUAUAAGUAUUUUGUAAUAAUUUUAUUACAUUAUGGUAUACAUAAUGUUACAAGAUUUAUUUAGUUUUUUUUUUGCGAAUUUGUUCAGAAGUCACCGAAAAUAAAGUACCUAUUAUGUGGUUAUAUGUAUUAUAAUUCCAGUAUUUUGGAGUGUGGUAGUGUUACCGACGUUAGAUAUUCGAAAAUUUGUUCGGCAACCCGUUUGGUAGGGUACCCAUACUUUCAAGUGAUGUGCGCUUCUUUAAAAACAAGUCCAAUACGGCUGACUACAUUUGAGCAUAUGGUUACCGUACUAAACUGUUAGCCGCACGGAAUCGCAUCGCCAUACUGAAGUUUAAUGAAGUUUACUUGAAAAUCAGCUGAAGGCACUACCACACUAUGCAUUUAAUAACAUUAGAAAAGCCUGAAUGCAUUUAAUUACAUUAGAAACAUUCAAAAAUUAGAAAAGCCUGUUCAAGUUUUUGUGUCAUAUUUUCAGUAAUGAAAUCAAUUUUUUAUUAAAAAAAAAAUCAUAGCGGUAGGUUUUACAUGUAUUUAUUAUCUGAUUUUGAAUGUUUCUUUUUUUAAAUCAUUUUUUUUAACUUCAGUGGCUCAGCGCACACCGCUAAAAGCCCGUCGGAACGCAUUUGAAGACAACAUUUUAACAUAAACCUUAACUUCCUUGACAUACGGUCUACAAAAGAAUAAAUUCGCAUUUCACCGCUCGGGCGCGCGAGAGCAUCGAAGAGCAUGCAUGCUAAUCUUUUGUGGAUCGUAUGUCAAGCUAGUUAAUUAUCCCUACUAAUAUUAUAAAUGUGAAAGUAACUCUGUCUGUCUGUCUGGUAUGUUUUCACGCCUAAACCACUGAACUUAUUUUAAUAAAAUUUGGUACAGAGAUAGAGUUGACCUUUAGAAAGAACAUAGGAUAGUUUUUAUCCCGGACUUUUGAAGAAUUCUUUUGGAAACGCGUUAUAACCAAACUCUACGCGGGCGAAGCCGCGGGCAGAGGCUAGUAUUAAAUCAUUGUCUUCAAAUGCGCUCUGACGUGCUUCCAGCGGUGUGCGCUGGGCCAUAGCGGUAGGUUUAUUGAAUUUUAAUUGAAAUGUACUUUUUGUUUAAAAUACACUUGUAUGAGUAAGGCAUGUCCGACGUCGAAAUAUCGGUUAGUUGACGUCAAUAUUGGCGGGAACCAGAGAUCUCUAUCGUGUAAAAUAAUUAAAACUAGCAAUAAGUGUAAUUACGUCAGUAUGCAUUUAUAGUAAGCAAUAAGGUGAUUAGGCUUAAGUGAAGUUACUGUCGGUAUGUAAAAGUAGUUUUAUUUAAAUAAUGAAUUACACCUUUAUAUGAAUAUGAACGGUAGAACCGCUCACGAAUACAAUUUGUGAUCUUGUCACUACCGUCAGGAGUAUUAUAUUUUUCUAUGCGCCUAGAUUUACAAUAAUAACCAGUUUUGGCGUUUGCGAUCUCUGUAACUUUUUUUGUAAUUUAGACUGAUUUUUUUAUUAAUUUAGUAAGUUUUUACUCGUUUAGGCUGUCAAAUCAUUAAAAUUGUAAAUGUGAUGUGUAUAUAGUUAUGUAUCCGUGUUGGUAUUGUAUGAAUGUUGCUCUGAAAUUCAUGUAUCGAAAUGUUCUCGAAAGACUGCUCACAAUCGUAAAGUAUUUGAUUUUAAUAAUUAUUAUUAGCUUAUCCAGGUUUUAAGGAUCCUACCAUGAACUUCCCACGAGGAAGUGUUGUAUAGGUGUUCGAAAUAGUAUUAAUCACAUACAGAAAAUGCAUGAAUAUGUAUUGAAUAUCAAUAUGUAUUGAAUAUUGUGCUUAGCACUAACAAUUGAAUAUAAAUAUAAAUACCAAAAUAAAUUUAAAUAGAAAAAUAAAGAAUUUUAAUUAUUUUGCA
This is a messenger RNA of Helicoverpa zea (corn earworm), 4432 nucleotides long. Its product is annotated as longitudinals lacking protein, isoforms H/M/V-like. Gene Ontology annotation, cellular component: nucleus. Lineage: Eukaryota; Metazoa; Arthropoda; Insecta; Lepidoptera; Noctuidae. Gene Ontology annotation, biological process: regulation of transcription by RNA polymerase II. Gene Ontology annotation, molecular function: protein binding; DNA binding. The transcript is spliced from 8 exons. The coding region runs from base 200 to 1492 and encodes 430 amino acids. The record is from RefSeq and is a predicted model, not a curated record.